Messenger RNA from Oppia nitens, 6252 nucleotides. RefSeq names its product laminin subunit beta-1-like (gene LanB1). The record is from RefSeq and is a predicted model, not a curated record. Gene Ontology annotation, cellular component: basement membrane. The transcript has 18 exons. NCBI's taxonomy places the organism in Eukaryota, Metazoa, Arthropoda, Arachnida, Sarcoptiformes, Oppiidae. The coding region runs from base 171 to 6194 and encodes 2007 amino acids.
UUGGGGAGUGGUUUUCAAAUGUGUAAUUUGUAAUAGUGAUAAAAAAAUUUUAAUUGUGAAAUCUCUGGUGAAUUAUUUUUAAAAUAUAUAUAAAUUUUUUUUUCAUCAUUGAUUAAACAAAAAAUCCCAAUUGAUUGCAUGUUUGACUACUAUCAUCACUAUAAGGUGCAAUGUUUUAUCGCAAUUUGUUGUCAUCAACAUUGUUUUGUCUAAUUUUAUUAUCAACAACAUAUAUAUUAUGUCAACAGAGAAACAGACACACAGAUGACCGUCGUUUUGAAGACGAUAGAAAUGGAUUGGACAGACCGGGCAAUAUAGACAACCCGCCGGUAGUGGACAACUCGUAUUUUGAUAAUAAUAAUCAACAACAACGCCGGUAUCAAUCGCCGCAACGAUUUGAUUGGACAUCCAGAGACCGGAUAAGAGAUUGGCCAUCACAUAGCGGUAGUAGUGGUCGAAACGGCGACAAUUACGACCAGUCGUCGACUAACUAUCAACGCCAGACAACAUAUCGGCGACCAAAUGUUACCCGUAGUUGGAGUCCCCGGAACGGGACAACUGCUCGCCGACGAUACGAAUCCCUGUAUAAUACUACUGACGACCCGCUAAUUCCGUCCCGACACAGCCUUUCCUCAUCGAUCGAUGCUCUGCUCGGCAAUCAGUCGAGUCCCGACUACAGGGGCGGCAGUUAUACAUAUCAGACCCGACGCUACAACCAGAGUGUCGGUACCAGUCGUUCGGGUUCGACCAAUGGCCAGUCGUAUCAGACACCGAUACUGUGGCAAAAUAGGACCUGGCAUUGGUCUACUAAUAGGACCCGUGAAUAUGAUCCCGAUUUAGACGGAACAACGACAACACUGAGACCGCCACCAUAUGAUAUACAUACUCACGAGGAAUGGGAUGGAACCGAUAUUAUUCGCUAUCCAUUCGAUGACCGCCACCCUCUGGCAAUCUAUGGAUCGGGUCGUUGCGAUGAACUACAGGCCUGUUAUCCGGCCACUGGUAAUCUGUUGAUCGGUCGGGAAGAAAAACUAAAAUCUUCAUCGACAUGCGGUCUGUCAAAGAUGGAAAGGUAUUGUAUUGUCAGUCAUCUGAAGGAAAAGAAGAAGUGUUUCUAUUGUGAUUCGCGGCCACAAAACAAAAACAAUCCGCGACUCUAUCACGGCAUCGAAAAUAUAGUCCAAAGGAUCGGUAGAAAACGCAAGCAAACCUGGUGGCAGGCCGAAAACGGCCACGAACAUGUGGCCAUCGAGUUCGACCUGGAAGCCGAAUUUCAUUUUACUCAUCUGAUCAUAACGUUCAAGACGUUCAGGCCGUCGGCAAUGCUGAUCGAGCGGUCGCACGAUUUCGGCCGCUCGUGGAAUGUCUACCAAUAUUUUGCCUACGAUUGUGGCGACUCGUUCCCGGGUAUACCGGUUGGUCCGCGCCAGAAGAUAUCCGAUGUUGUAUGCGAUUCACAUUAUUCGGGUGUCGAACCAUCAACUGAAGGCGAAGUCAUCUUUCGUGUUCUGCCGCCAAACAUCCGUAUCGACGAUCCGUACAGUCCUGAAGUACAGAAUCUGCUGAAAAUGACAAACUUGAGGAUCAAUUUCACACAUUUACAUAAUUUGGGCGACAAUCUGUUGGACUCGCGCGACGAAAUCAAAGAAAAAUACUACUAUUCCAUCUACGAUAUGGUGGUCAGAGGUUCGUGUUCCUGUUAUGGACACGCCAGCCGUUGUAUUGCCGAUCCCGGCCAGGAAACUAUACCCGAUAUGGUGUACGGCCGCUGCGAAUGUACUCAUCAGACCAAGGGACUCAAUUGUGAACAAUGCGACGACUUUUAUCACGACGUCCCGUGGAAACCGGCCAUCGGUCGGCAAACCAAUGCCUGCAAAAUCUGCAACUGUAACAGUCACGCCAAUCGCUGUCACUUUGAUCCGGCCGUUUUCGAGGCCACCGGCAAAGUUAGCGGCGGCGUAUGCGACGACUGCCAGCACAAUACAAUGGGCCGCAACUGUGAACAAUGUAAACCAUACUUUUACAGAGAUCCCGGUCGUCGUAUUGAAGAUCCACAGAUAUGCCAACCUUGCGAUUGCGAUCCCAGAGGAUCGUUGGACGACGCCCUGUGCGAUGAACACCAGGAUGUACUGUCGGGACUCGAGGCCGGCAAAUGUCACUGCAAACGUAAUGUCGAGGGUCGCCGAUGUGACCGCUGUUUGCCCGGCUUCUGGAACUUUGCCGAAUCCAAUCCCGACGGCUGCGAACCCUGUACAUGCAAUCAAUUGGGAACCGUUGGCAAUCUGGGCUGCAAUGUCCACACUGGAGAGUGUGUCUGUAAGCGCAAUGUUGUCGGACGUGAUUGUAAUCAAUGUGCGGCCGAAUUUUACGGCUUGAGCUCCGAUGAAGAGGGCUGUAAGGCAUGCGAUUGCGAUGUCGGCGGCGCCUACGAUAACAGUUGCGACAUAACCACUGGCCAGUGCCGGUGCAGGCCUCAUGUUAGCGGCCGACGAUGCGAUCAACCAGAACAGGGCUUUUUUGCCCCCUAUCUCGACUAUAUCACACACGAAGCCGAAUUGGCUAAGGGAUCGGCCGACGCACAGAUAACACCCCGUGAGCCGCACGCCGACCGUACGCCAACCUGGACUGGCAGCGGCUUUCAGCGUGUAUUUCCCGGCACUCAUCUCGAGUUUGACGUAACUGAUAUACCCGAUAGUCUUGAAUACGAUAUGGUUAUCCGAUACGAGCCACAGAUGCCCGGUGUCUGGGAAGGGGUUACCAUUACCAUUGAUAAUCCCUAUCCGUACGAUCCGCGCGGACCGUGCAAUCAAUCGUUGGCCGGUAGUUCCCAAAAAACCAUAGCUAUGCCAUCGACCGAUCGAUUUGUGUUGACCAACAACUUGUGUCUCGAGAGAGGCAAACAAUAUAAGAUUGAUCUGAAAUUUAACGAAUACACCGGUAAUGUUGACCGGGAAAGAGCUUCAAUACUAAUCGAUUCGAUAGUUUUUAUGCCACAAAUAGAAGAUAUUCCGUUUUUCAAAGGCAAUCAACUAAAUGAAUAUAAACUACAAGAAUUUGAUCGUUUUCGGUGCGGAUCAUCAUAUUAUUCAAUGGGCAGACCUACCGAUCCGCCAGAAAUUUGCCGAAAAAUGUUAUACAGUGUCUCGUAUUAUGUCUUCGACGGUGCUUAUGCUUGCAAUUGUGAUCCAACUGGUUCGGUAAGCGCCGUAUGCAACAAUUUGGGCGGUCAGUGCACGUGUAGGCCGCAUAUAACUGGCCGUCAGUGCGACCGAUGUCAGCAAGGAUUCUACGGUUUCGGUCCCGACGGCUGCAAACCUUGCGAUUGUCAUAGUAUCGGAUCGUUGGACAACUUUUGCGAUGGACCGUCCGGUCAGUGCAAAUGUCGUACCGGUACCUAUGGUCGCCAGUGCGACGAAUGUCAGCCGGGCUACUGGAACUAUCCGAACUGUCAACGGUGCGACUGUAGCGGACACGCCGACACUUGCGACUCGAAGACCGGUGUCUGUCAAAACUGUCGCGACUUUACUACCGGUUCUCAAUGCGAACGCUGCGAACGCGGCUAUUACGGCAAUCCGCUACUGUUGGCCAACGAUGUUGCCAUACCGUGCCGGCCGUGUGCCUGUCCAGGCCUAGCGGGUAGCGGUAUGAGUCACGCCGAAACCUGCGAACUGGAUAACCGAUCGCAAAAUGUUCUCUGCUUUUGCAAGAGUGGCUAUACGGGCGAACGGUGCGACCGAUGCGAUAGCAACUAUUUUGGCGAUCCCAACGUUCCCGGCGGCCAAUGUCAACAGUGCCAGUGCAACAACAACAUAGAUAUUGCACAGAUAGGCAACUGCGAUGGUCGUACCGGCGACUGUCUCCGUUGUCUCUACAAUACCGGCGGCCCGCACUGCGAAACCUGUAAACCCGGCUACUGGGGCGACGCCACCCGACAACAGUGUGUCGAAUGUGUAUGCAAUCCGUUGGGUACCGAUUCCGGUCGCGGCUACUGUGACCCGUCAACUGGCCAGUGUCCGUGUCUACCCAAUGUUUUAGGUAAAUCAUGCGAUCGAUGUGCUGUAAAUCAUUGGAAGAUUGCCAGCGGCCAGGGAUGCGAUGCCUGCGACUGCGAUCCACAGGGAGCCUACACAUUGAAAUGUAACGAAUUUGACGGCCAGUGUCACUGUCGGCCAGGACACGGUGGUCGCCGCUGCAAUGAAUGUCAACCUAACUAUUGGGGCGAUCCUCGGGUGCAAUGUUACCAAUGUGAAUGUAAUCCGUCGGGAUCGGCAACACUGCAAUGUCAACGAAAUAACGGCACCUGUGUCUGCAUCGGUGGCAUAUCGGGUGACCGCUGCGAUCGCUGUGCCCGUGGAUUCACUGGCAAUGCUCCGCAUUGCGAAGCUUGUGGCGAAUGUUUCGACAAUUGGGAUUACACUAUAACUACCCUAAAGGAUAAUACCCUGAGAUUGUUGGACUCGGCCCGACGUAUCAAACAAACCGGUACUACCGGUGCCUAUACUAACGAGUUUACGUCCAUCGAAAAUAGUCUGAACGAUGUCGAACUGAUACUUGGCGGUCAAAAUAUAACCGAUGCCGACAUUAAAACCAUUGAGGAAAUGAUUGAACAGUUAAGAAAAAAUUUGACCGAUACUCAAAAUAUAUUGAAUGGUUUCGAUGGCCAAAUGGAUUCGGUUAACAAACGUAUAACGGCAGCAAAUCUGGCCCUAUCGGAUCUGCGGCGUAAGUCACAGGACCUACAGUUUCAGGCGGACACACUGCGGGAGAAUGCAACCAAAUUACAAGAGGCCAACGUCGAGGGUGCCUUCAAUAUCACUAAAGAUGCCCAACGAAGGAGUCGGGCCAGCGAACAGCGCAUACGGGAGACAAUGCCAACGCUGUACGAGUCGGAGAGGAAACGGCGGCAAACCGAGCGCCUACUGGAUCAGGUGGCCCAGCGAUACAAUGGCAGUAUCGAUGACAACGAGGCAUCGCUGAAUGCCAUAUCGCAAAAGAUUGGCCAAUUGGAGAACAAGAUACCGAAUAUCAACGAAAUGGUUUGCGACGGUCGGGCAACGGUAACCAGUUGCGAUUCGUUGUGCGGCGGUGCCGGUUGCGGUAAAUGCGGUGGCCUUAGCUGUACAAACGGUGCCACCACUAAGGCCGAUAAUGCACUCGAGUUGGCCACAAAAGCCGAUAGUUCCUUAAAAGAUAAGGAAAAGAAUGCCCGAAACGAACUGAACGGUAUUGUCGAAGCCAAACAUAAAUCAGAUGAAGCCCUACGUGAGGCCAGAGCCGCCUACGACAGGGCCAUUGCGGCCAAAAAUACUUCGGAAGCAACUACUCUGGAGGUACAGCAACUGCUCGACGCUAUCGAAGCGUUUCUGGGCGAAGAAGCGUCGCGUCCGUCGGAAAUCCGGACAAUGGCCGAAGAGUGUCUGGCAUUGGACAUAUCGUUACGGCCACAGCAGAUCCAAGAUCUGGCCAAACAGAUUAACGAUACAAUUGCCGGACUGACGGACAUAACGAAAAUAUUGAUGGAAACGGCCGGCGAUUUGAAUAACGCCAACCGUCUUAAGGAUAGAGCCGAUAGAGCUAAAAUAAGAGCCGAUGGAAUCCUAGGUCAGGCCGAAGAAGUUCAAAAUGCACUCAAAGAGGCGGCUGAUGCCCAGAGAAAAGCCGAAGCGGCCAUCGGUAAGGCUAACGGAGAUAUUAACAGUGCAAAUGGAGAUUUGGUUCAAAUUGAAAGUGAGACCCAGUCGGCGGCGGCUAAUUCAGAAAAGGCCGGCUCCGGUAUCAGUGAUCUACAGAAACGAUUGGAUGAUCUGAAGCGAAGAUUUGCAUUGAAUGAAAUGGAAAUGAGAAAAGCCGAUAAUGAGGCCAACAUUGCGGCCAAAAAUGCUGAAGAAGCGGGACUGGCGGCUCAAGAACUUGAACAACGAUUCAAUAAGGCUUCCGAUAAAUUAGAUGAAAAAGCCAGAGCUAGCGGUGCCGUCAAAGAACGGGCGGAAACAUUGAGAGAAAGGGCUAAAAAAUUGGCCGAAGAUGUCAAGUCUAGAUUGGGAAUACUUCAAGAAAUGGAGGACUCGUUUCACGAAAAUGAGAAACGACUUACCGAUUAUCAGCAAAUCAUUGAUAACUUGAACAACGAAAUGAUGGGUCAUCUGAACCAUAUAGAGAUGAGAUCGCGUGAAUACCGCACGUGUCAGGCGUAACACUCACACGAUAUAUGAUAUGACAUAUAUAAUGAUAAUAAUAAUAAUAAUAAUAAAU